Daktulosphaira vitifoliae (grape phylloxera) is the source of this 5283-nucleotide messenger RNA. It is a transcript of the gene THADA, whose product is annotated as thyroid adenoma-associated protein homolog. The transcript has 24 exons. Gene Ontology annotation, cellular component: cytosol. NCBI's taxonomy places the organism in Eukaryota, Metazoa, Arthropoda, Insecta, Hemiptera, Phylloxeridae. Gene Ontology annotation, biological process: tRNA methylation. The coding region runs from base 310 to 5199 and encodes 1629 amino acids. The record is from RefSeq and is a predicted model, not a curated record.
GGAAGAUAUGUUUGUAACGAGACCCCCUGCAACUCCUAAAACAAUUAUUUCACACGAACCAUACAAAAAGAAAAAAAAAACGGAAAAUUAUGAAGAAAAGAGGAAGAAUGAUUUACUAGAAUUAGCAUGCAAUCACCUACAACAAUCCAUAUAUGAUAACGACAUUUUAGCGAAGUCAUGGGCAAUUGAAUUAGAAAAACUUGAACCUCAUCAACCACUGUUCGCUCAAAAAGCAAUUAACGAUGUCCUUUUUGAAGCCCGCUUAAAAACUCUCCAUCGUAAUUCGGUUUACUAGAUUUAUAUGAGCCUAUGUUAAGCAAUAUUAAUGAUUGCAUAUUAAUUAAAAUAAUUAAACAUGUUUCUGAUGUGUGCUACUCAAAUUCAUUAAAUAAUGAGGAAGCAAUUGUUAUAUUUUUUAAAUUUUUAGUUAAGUUACACAUUGAAUACUGUCCUAAUGAGUCAGUUAAAAAAACAAUUAUAAAGUGUUUUAAAUUGUGUCCAGAUGAAAAACAAGCUACUCUAAGAACUUUAUUUUCUUCGGAUCUUAUUAAAAUAAUGGAAAGAGAGCAUAAUUUUUCAGAAGCAGAGUUCUUAUUUAAAACUUUAAGUAAUUGUUGUGAACAAUUUCCAGAAAUAAUUCUUCAGUGCACAAAAAAAAUUAUUAUUUUUUUAGAAUUUCAUCUUCAAAAAGCAUAUUAUUGUUUAUCAGGCGAUGAAAGCAGUCCAGUUACAAAAAUAUCUGCUAUUAGAUGUAUACAUGAAACAUUUCGAUUUUUUCUUAAUUUUUUUAAACGAAAUUUGAUUAAUACAUCAUUGUCACCAUCAUUAAAUGAAUAUUUUGUAAAACUACAAUAUAGUAAUUAUUUACCCAUGGAAACACUUUUUAAUUGUACUUUAUCUAUAGUCUCAUUUCAUCUGACUUCUAUGACUCCAUUGGAAUUUUGGAAGGUUUGUCAGAAAAAUAUCUUGUCAGAACCAGAUUUUAUUAAAUUAAGUUUAUGUGUUUCAAUAUUAAACACUUUUUCAUGGCAAGAUCUAAUACUUGUGGAAAAUUAUAGCGAAAAAUCUUUAUUCUCAUACUUGUUUGAUAUUAUUGUUAAAAUUUACAAAAGAAGUUCAAAUGAUAGCAGUAUUAUAUUAUCUACAAGUCGAGUUGUGUUUAUUAUUUCUAAACGGCUUAGUAAUUGCUGUAAAAUACAAAUAGAGAAGAUUGAACUUGAAUUUUUAAUUGAUUUUGUGUGGGACCAUUUGGAUCAUUAUAUUGAUGGAGUUAGGCAUUUAGCUAGAGAUACAUUGUUAAAUAUAAUUAAAAUUAAAGAUGAAUAUGUAUUAGAAAAAAUACUGUGCAGUUUAUCUGCAUGUAAUCGAAAUUCUAAAGCUUUUAUUGUUGUACUAACAUUACUAGCUGAUAAAAAAAUUUCUGAAGACAUAAUUAAAUAUUUACCUUGUGUUUCAAACGAGUUAUUAUCAUUGAUGAGUUCAAGUAAUUCAGCUAUACAUGUAUUUUUAUCUUUAAUGACUGAUAAUUUAACCAAUACAGAAUUUGAAUUAUGGUUUAACUAUUGGAUACAACCAUUAUUUCAUUGUGCUGAUACUUUAGAUGUAAAAUAUAUAGAACAAAUACUAAAAAAUGCUGUUCAAUUAUCACCAAAUAUUUCUAAAAAAUUUAUUAAAAUGAAAGAUGAAAAUAAAUUUUUUUUGAAAAUAUCUCUUAUUUGUUUUAAAAUUGAAAAGCAAAUUAAUUCACAAAAUAUUGAAUGCAUAAAUUGGAUAGAUAUGAUAACUGUAGAGACUAUGAAAAAAGCUUUGCAUAAUAAUGAUAAUGAAAUAAGAAUUAUUGCAGUAAAUUUAAUUUUAGAUAGUCAUAAAACAACAAAGUCAUUUUUGAAGGAAGAACUUGAACUAAUGAAAUAUUUUAUCAUAUACAAUGUCAAAACUGAAGAAGCAUCAAUAAGACAAAUCAAUUUAAGUCUUGUAAAAAAACUUAUAUUAAGAAUGAAAGAAAGUCAAUAUUCAGCAGUUGUUAGAAGUGAUAAAAUAUUAGAAAAAUCAGUAGAACAAAAUUAUACACAAUUUCAUCAUUGGUUAAUUACUUUUUGUUUUGAAAAUUUAUUUUUUGAUGAAAAUUUUGCUAGACGUUAUUUUGUUCUUGAAGUUUUGAAUCUUAUAAGUACUUUUUUGUCUUUAAAUGAAACUAAAAAACAAAUGUUCAAGGACACAAAAAAUAUUUGUUUAUUAUUAAACUGUAUUUGGGAUACACACGAACAAAACAAAUUAUUGGCAGUGAAAAUAUUGAAGAGUAAAUCUUUAGAAAAAAUUAAUCUACCUAGUGAAAUUUCAAUUGAAGACAUUUUUAAUAUAAUCAAGGUUUUGGUUUCUAGUAUAAAUCCUUCUGACUGUAUAACAGCUGCAUAUCUAUUAGAAGUGAUGAUUUAUUUAUCUAACAAAAAUUCUGAAGAAUAUACACUUGAUAUUUUAUCUAAUUUAGCUAAAAUGCUUGAAAUAGAAAUAAAAUUAGCAGAGAAAAGUAUAAUUUUAGCAUCUGCAAAGGGACCAAUGUAUGGAAUCAUUCAUACCAUUAGACAUUUAGUUAACACCUUGAAUUGGGAAACCAUAUCACUUAAUGAUAAUUGGAUUAAAUUAAUUAAUAAUGUAUCCAAUUUAUGCUUGAAAUGUGAAAAAAUUGUUUCUGUAAUAGUAAAUGCAUCAUCACCUGAAGGUUUAAUUCCUAUGGAUGGGUUGUGUCAAAAUAAUGAUCAAGUUAAUUCACAAGUUGUACUUCUUUGUGCAUGGCGAACAACAAAAGAAGCAUCAUUAAUACUGGGUGAUAUAGUUGGUAUAAUUGCCUCAAAAACAACGAAUUCAAAACUGGAUGAGAUAUUAAUCACAGAUAUUUUUUCAUGUUUAACAAUGUUGUUGUCUGAAACCAAACACCGUGGAGCAUUUGAACAAAUAUUUGUUGCAUAUUCAAAAAUUUGCUCGAUAAUGUGGAAAUCACCAAUAUUUCAUAAUAUACCUUUUCAAUAUCUUGAAGAUGUUUUAAAAGAAAUAAAAAGUGGAACUGAUGAAAAGUAUUGUGCCACUAGAAGAAGUGCUGGAAUGCCAUUCAUAGUACAGGCUCUUAUUUGUUCAAACCACGAUAAACAUAGAGUUGUUAGCUUAACAUUAGAUGCAUUGAUAAGUAUGUGUGAAGUUGAAAAUGAAACAGGAAAAUCAAAGAUUGAAUUAGUUCAUGCAUUAAAUGUCUUAAGAGCAUUGUUCCGUUGUUCUAACUUAGGAGAAUUUGUUGAUCCUUUUAUAUCAAGAGCUAUUAAUAUUUCAAUUAUCUUAUUCAAUUCGUCUUCUUGGCCUGUGCGAAAUUCGUCCACACUUUUAUUGAGUGCCCUGAUAAAUCGUGUAUUUGGUGUUCCUAGAUCUUCCACUGAAGUUUCUUGGAAAAAUUGUAUGACAGGUCGAUUGUUUUUUGAGCGGUAUCCUGAUUUAUACUUUACAUUUUUAAAAGAAUUUAAGAAAUUUUCACCAUCUGAUUUAAGACCUUCAUUAUAUCCUACUUUAUUAAUACUAGCAAGAUUAUUGCCAACAUCAAACGAAAAUCCAGAUUGUGUUUUUCAAUUAUCUGUUUAUAUUCCUUACAUUUUUAAAUGUGCUCAAAGUCCAGUUAUGAAAACAAGAAUGUUGGCAGCUACAUCUAUUGUACCACAAAUAACACUCAACAAAUUUGUGGAAUAUAUUUCUACAAUUAUUAAUACAUUGAUUAAUAGUAAAUUAAAUGAAAACUUUGUUCAUGGAUUGUUUUUACAAAUUUUGAGUUUAGUGAAAAAGUUACCUGAUCUUCUUCAAGAAGAUAUUAAUAAAUUACUAAUUAUAUGCGAGUUAUUUUUAUCAAAAUAUUAUAUCUUUAAUCAUUACUCUUAUGUUAUUAAAGAAGUUCUUGUGAUGUGCAUCACAUAUACAUGGAUUCAAUUGGAUAACUUACAUUACUCAUGUGUUAAUGAUAUUUAUAAUUACACCUUAAAAUCUAUAGUAACUGUUUUUCAUUCAAAAGUUAUUGGGCGUUCAAAAUAUUUAGAAAGUUCAAUAUUAUUUUUGUUUUCAAUUUGUGUGAAAGCUCAGUUAGAUUUUUCUGAAGUUAUAAUAAAAUUAAUGACAAAUAAAGUAUGUUAUGAAAAAAUGUAUAAAAUAUUAGAAGUUAUAUUGGUACCAAGUUCAAAUGAAGUUUGUGAUAUAUUAAAAGAAAUUAAAAAACAUAAAAAUUGGAAUGAAAAAAUUUUAUUUGAUCAAUUUGCAGCAAAUAAUAGUUUUGCUGAUUUAUUAUGUAAACAAUGCAUUGAAGUUGAUAAUUUAAUUCAUAUUAAGUAUACGGUUUUAUCUAACUACUCUGUAGCAUCUUGUUUAUAUUUUACAAAGUAUGAAUCUGUUACUAAUUUCAUGUCAAGAGCAUAUGAUUUUCGAAGAGAUGAUGAGCUUGCUCAAGCAUUGUUUUGCAUUAACAAUCAAAUAAGAGUCAAUAAAAUUAAAAAGUCUUGCGAGUUUAAGAAACUAAUUGAGUUACUUGAGUAUGUAUUUUUGAGCAAAAAAUCUGAUAAUUGCAAAUGUGCUUCAAUUGAUAUUAUGGUAGAUAAUUAUGAUUUCUUUGUUAAUGAAUCUCAGUCAAAUAUUAAAAUAUUACUCAAAUUGUGGACCAUGUUAAUACGCUAUUCUGAAGAUGAUAGUGAGGAAGUAAGAGAUUGUGUAUGGCGUUUGGUUGACAAAACAGUAAUUGGUUCAAAAGCAUUUGAAUUGCUCUUUGAGAAGUUUUCUUGUCUGUUUAACAAACACGCAACCUCAGUUCUUGUAUCUUUAAUAUGUUGGGCAUACAUAGAUAUUGAAUUACCUCAAGAUCGCUAUACAGAACAGGCAUUUGAUGGCGAAGAUACUUGUAAGUACAAAGAACACAGUGUACGCAAAAAUUUAGCAAUUGGUACAGUCAAUAAAUUAACAAAUAAUCAAAAUGAGUUUAUGAAUUUAAAAAUAAAUGAAGAAAUUAAAGAAUGGAUGUUUGAAACUUGGACUAACAAUACAGAAUUCCAUCAAGCUAUAAUUAAAUUUUCAACAAUUAAAGACCUUAUUAAUUAUGCCAAAGAUUUUAAUUCUAAUGUUAAUAACUUUUUGGAAAUUAAAUGUAUUUUUCAAUUGACUAACAGAAAAAACUGUUUAUAGUUGGUGAAAUUAUUAUUUUAUUAUGUAUAAGUAUAUGUCAUGUAUUGAAUAAUUAUUUAUAUUUAAUAAAAUUGUUUUCCAUUA